Caenorhabditis elegans is the source of this 1140-nucleotide messenger RNA. RefSeq names its product CUB-like domain-containing protein (gene dod-21). NCBI's taxonomy places the organism in Eukaryota, Metazoa, Nematoda, Chromadorea, Rhabditida, Rhabditidae. The transcript has 3 exons. The record is from RefSeq and is marked reviewed. Bases 15 to 1100 code for a protein of 361 amino acids.
AUCAUUAAGCAACCAUGAUUCGCUCAACUGCUUUCAUCUUGGCUUUUCUUGCCGUUUCGGUGGCGAGCUUCAACUGCAAUGGAACAACUACUAUUGAAGCCCCAUCGGCACCAUCCAACACUACAUUCUAUCCACGUGGAUGGACUGGAAAAGGAUUGACUCCCCGCGCUCUUCCCAAUCAAGUAUGCUUUUUUACUGUCAAUGUCCCAAAAGGAUAUUUUGCCACAGUCACUUUUAACAAGAGAUUCAACAGUACUUUAGGAGCCUAUAUGGUGUAUUCUAAUCAUAAAAUGAUGAUGCUCAAUGACAAUGACCGUAACCCAUUCAUCUUUACUCAUCCAAAAUUCCAAAUUAACUUGGCAAUUGGAAACUCGACUACCACUCCAGAUACUACUUUCGGAUUCAAAGUUGUUUGGUCAAAAUUCCCAGAACUCCAGAAAAACUUUGUGAAUAUCACAAGAGGAAAUGCUCCAAUUGCAGUUCGUCCAACAAGUAAUCUAACAACAUUUGUUGGAGAAAACAAUUCACAUAUUUCAUUAAUGGCAUUCUCAAUGGCAAACAGCACAUUGAACCAUCUUCUUCGUCAAACUCUCAUUUUCAGUGGAGAAUCAGUAUUGGAUGAAUUUAUUGGAACACUUGGACAAGUAUUGGAAUCAAAGCAACAAUUAACUGCGUAUGGAAAUAAGAUUUCAGUGCAUACUUUUGGAUUGAAUAGUUCAAUUGAUUAUCCUCUUUUUAUGGGCCAACACUUUGAAGAUACAAAUGGAACAAUGAUGUAUCAAGGUGCAAAUUGUCCAUCUUCUGGAAAUUGUACUGUCACUUUGAAUUCACAUUCUGGACGUUCUUGGACUGUAACAAGUUUCCACGGUCCUGAAUACAUCAAAAGCUUCAAAUCUUUCCCGGAUACUGCUGUGAUUAAUGUCUACGAAAACCGUAUUUCUAACACAACCUGCGUUGCCAAAUUGACAAGCUCCAAUUAUAAGAAACAACUACCACUCAAAGUGAACGGAAACAUGAAAUUCUACGAGUUGAAGGGAAAUGGUGUCUAUGAAAUGGUUCUCACCAGAGAUGCCACCAGAGCUUCAAGACUUCAUAUUUAAUUUUUUUGUUAAUUGUUUUAAAAUGAAAAAUUAGCAACAU